Molecule: messenger RNA, 288 nt
Organism: Phyllotreta striolata
Lineage: Eukaryota; Metazoa; Arthropoda; Insecta; Coleoptera; Chrysomelidae
Source: the annotation of a GenBank genome assembly
AUGUGGAAAUCAACUGUAAUCUUGCUGUUUUGCUGGGCUUUUCUUGCCUACGUUUCGACUAUCCCAGUCAGCGAAUUUGACAGUAAAAUCGCUGAUGAAAUUCGCCCGGAAAUCUCCAAUAAUCUACAACACUCGGAACAUUAUCGAGUAAGAAGAUUCACGUGCGACGUACUCAGCGUUGAAGCGAAAGGGGUGAAAUUGAAUCAUGCAGCAUGCGGGGUGCAUUGUCUCCUUAGGGGAAAAACGGGAGGAUGGUGUGAUGGUCGUCGCGUUUGUCGCUGCAGAUAA